Messenger RNA from Coniosporium apollinis CBS 100218, 636 nucleotides. RefSeq lists its product as uncharacterized. The coding region runs from base 1 to 636 and encodes 211 amino acids. The transcript is spliced from 4 exons. NCBI's taxonomy places the organism in Eukaryota, Fungi, Ascomycota, Dothideomycetes. The record is from RefSeq and is a predicted model, not a curated record.
AUGUCCAAUCAGGAUUACUACGGCGCAGGCCGCCAGGUCUACGGAGACGGCGGCCCUCAACCACUGUACCAGGUUUACGGCCAGCAGUACGGUGGAAGUCCCUAUCCGCCGCAACAGAGCCCUUACCCACUCCCAGGCGGGGACUAUCAAGGCGGGUAUAAUACCACUCCCCACCAGCCCGGCUACGACCAAGGCCCGCCGCCCUCGCACUCACCGUACCCAGCGCCCUACAACGAGCAUCAGCGCGCGCACUCGCCCUUCCCCCCGCAAGGACAAGUAGAGGUCUACGGCGGUAACCAGAACGGAGGGUACGGCGCGCCCGGCCCUCCUGGAGACUAUGGCGUCCCCGGCGAUUCUAGCGGCCCGCAAGACGGCGAGCGCGGCUUCCUCGGCAACACGGUGGGCGCGGCGGCAGGUGGAUAUACGGGGCACAAGUUGUGCGGUGGACCGCUGGGGACGAUUGGCGGGAUUAUUGCCGGCGUGGUCGGGGCGAAUUUAUUGGACAAAGCUUGCGAUAAAAAGAAGAAAGAUAAGCACUACUGCUCCCGCUGGUGGUUGGUGGCGCCGCUGCUCCCGCUGUGGGUCCUGCCACGAACCAAACUCCCCAUGCCACGGUGGCGGCUCCUCGCACGAUGA